Molecule: messenger RNA, 5052 nt
Organism: Galleria mellonella (greater wax moth)
Lineage: Eukaryota; Metazoa; Arthropoda; Insecta; Lepidoptera; Pyralidae
Gene: stj
Product: voltage-dependent calcium channel subunit alpha-2/delta-3
Exons: 29
Coding region: 235-4125 (1296 amino acids)
Cellular component (GO): voltage-gated calcium channel complex
Molecular function (GO): voltage-gated calcium channel activity
Source: RefSeq, a predicted model, not a curated record
CAAAGCAGUAAAGCCGCGCAAGGGGAGCAGUGCGCAUGUCUACAGCCCAGGCCUGCGCUCCACAUUUUUAAUUCGCUGUUAUCAGUGUGCAGUGUACAUUAUAAAAUCUGAAAUAAUAACUAGAUUAUUAUUAUUAUCCGCAAUUGAUAAGUAACAUGUUUGUCAAUACGAAUAGGAACUCAAUUUUUAGAUAAAUCAUAUAACGUUAGGGGCCAAAUUAGAUUAAGUGUUCUGAUGUGCAAGCGUAUUGGGAAAUCCGUAUUACUGCUGCUUCUCCUGUCUUUGGACUCGAGGGAUUGUGUUGCGAGUCCUAACAAUGAAGGAAAAAUACUACUUAAUUCCGUUCAAGCGUGGGCAGUUAAACUCGGCACUGAAUUGUAUCAUUUUGGGGAAUUCAUCACCAGGAAGAAAGAGGUACAAGAAAGCUUCAAAUCAGCUCAGAUAGAAUCAAGAGAUGGAGAAAAGUUAGUUCAAAGUAUGGCAGAUGAUAUACGGGCUAUGAUGGAACUCAAAAUUAGUGCUGUUAAAAGAAUAGUAGAAGCAGCAGAAAAUAUGGCAUUUGAUAAGCAAAAUGAGCCGGUACCUGAAGACUUUCAAUUUUAUAAUAGUAAAGAAAUGGAAGAACCUUAUGAUGAAGUUUCGAUCACAACUACUCCAGAAACAGAUUUCGCUCUUGAAAAUUGGAUAGCGCGACCACCAACGAAAAAUGCUUAUCUCUAUCAGAACCCCCAUUUUUCAAACAUUCCAGUAAAUAUAAAUUUUAGUAGUGUACAUGUGCCGACGAAUGUAUAUGCCUGGGCACCUGAAGUUAUCAAAGGUAUACAUUGGUCAGAAGGUUUAGAUACACAUUUUAUAAAUAAUUACCAAAGUGACCCAACACUUUCAUGGCAAUAUUUUGGCAGUUCCACUGGAUUUAUGCGACAUUAUCCAGCUAUGAAAUGGAGAGCAGAUCCUGUCGAUAUUUAUGACUGUCGAACAAGAGCUUGGUACAUGGAGGCAGCCGCGAGUCCUAAAGAUGUAAUAAUUCUUGUUGAUCGUAGUGGGUCAAUGACUGGUCAGAGAAGGGAUAUAGCUAAGCACGUGGUGACUAAUAUUUUAGACACGCUGGGGAAUAAUGAUUUUGUUAAUGUAAUGACUUUUGCUGAUACUGUAGAGGAAAUUGUACCUUGUUUUGAAGAUUCACUAGUACAGGCAACUUUAGGAAAUCUACGUGAGCUAAAAUUAGGUUUAGAUAAUUUUGAAACUAUGGAGAUAGCAAAUUUCUCAGCAGCACUGACACGGGCUUUUGAACUUCUAGAAAUCUAUAGAAAUAAUAGCGGCGGGGCCAACUGUAACCAGGCAAUAAUGCUGGUAACAGAUGGCGUUCCAUAUAAUUAUAAAGAGAUCUUUGAGAAAUAUAAUUGGAAAUAUGAUACUCCAGUGAGGGUGUUCACAUACCUGAUAGGGCGAGAGGUAAAGGUGGCGGAUGUGAGGGAGGUGAAGUGGAUGGCGUGUGCUAAUCGAGGCUACUAUGUCCAUCUGAGUACGUUGGCUGAAGUCCGGGAGCGAGUGCUGGAGCAUGUAAAUGUCUUAGCUCGUCCACUCGUAUUACAGAGAGAGAAACAUCCUGUUGUAUGGACACCCGUUUAUGCAAAUGUCACGGAUCCAAAAGUUGCGGACUAUCUCUGGGAACAACGUGAAAGAGCAGAGCAAAAAGAACGUUUUAUGAGUCAGCGAAGAGACAAAGCUCUUUUUAAUUCCGAAAAAGAACAAGAUCGUCGAUGGCGAAUUACUCAGAUGAAACAAGGACAGUAUAGUGAACUUGGAAACUCUCAAUAUCAACUAAUGACGUCUGUAUCUAUGCCAGUCUAUGACCUUCGACACAACGAGAACAUCACAGAGAAUGUACUGAUAAAUGAAGCUUAUUGGGUAUCAGUUACAAAAGAGCAUUCGUACGUCCACAACCAAUCGCAGUCCGUAGAGGAGAACGGCCAGAAGGAGAUGCGUAUAGCUAGGUUAUUAGGUGUAGCUGGAACUGACGUGCCAUUAUCGGAGAUACAAGCUCUAAUGACACCUUAUAAGAUCGGAGUAAAUGGAUAUGCCUUUAUAGUUACCAAUAAUGGAUAUAUAUUAAUACAUCCAGAUCUGAGGCCCGUGUUUCAACAAAUUCUGAAGCCGAGUUACAACAGUGUAGAUAUGAUAGAAGUCGAAUUAUUUGAUGACGAUCGGGGGCCCAGGAAUUUCAGCAAGGAACUAACAGCGCUUCGCAAAGAAAUUAUAGAUCAGAAAACAGGAAAUAAAAUUAUGAAUGUGAAAUAUCACAUGGAUGACAUGAAAAGGGUGUCUCGUGCCAAAAAGCAUUACUUUUGGACUGGCAUCAGCGACUCGCCAUUCACCCUCGUGGUCACCAUCCCGGAGAACUAUGGUCGCCACCGAAUAACACCGCCACCUACCGACGACAUCCAUCGACUUUCGCUCACGUCCAAAAACAUAUCGGCUCGCCAGUAUUUGUCUGACAAAUGGAGCGUACACCCUGAUUGGUUAUAUUGCCGCCACUAUGAGCGCACAUUCUCUACGCCUGAAGAAGAGUUAUUGUAUUUCUUGGAAAGGGUCGCAAAGCCUGGUUGGCGGUGGCCGGCGAAGCCUAGACCUCCAGAACACCAUAAAAAUAAGCCUGGACAUGAGAGGCACAACAAUGGAACUCCAGAAAAUAAAGAGCGAAAUAAAGUUUCAAACAGUACUCCAAGGAAUGAAUAUUAUUGUGAUCACGGGUUGAUGCAAGCACUGGUAUAUGAUGCCAGAAACACAGCCUGGUUCAACAAAAGCAUAUCAGACUCGGCUUCUGAGGAAAAGGCCCCAUUGACAAAAGUGAUUGGAUUAUUGCCGAGAGCGGAGUUUAUUCAGCGCUUUGGGUACAUCGUCGCAUUCCUGUCCACUCACAGUGGGCUCACACGUUGGCAGACCCAUCCACCGAAGGAGCAUGAUAAUGACAGACCAGAAUUCGGAAAACAAUGGCCAAAAUCCAUAGACGAGGUAUGGUACCGUCGCGCUGUAGAGCAGCACUAUGUGGAUCCCUUGAGUUAUGUAUACAGCGUGGAAUUGAGCACAGAGAAGUUUCCGUUGAAUGUGAGCACGGCGGUGGUGACCGCGUCACACGCAGUGUUCCACAGUGACGGGCAUAGGAAGGCUCCUGCCGCUGUUGUAGGCUUUCAGUUCAAACACGAGCGGCUCAGUGAAUGGUUCGAGAAUAUAACAUCAUCGUGUGAACACAAUAAAGAGUGUGUGACGUGUUUAUCUGAUUCGUGGGAUUGUUACUUGGUGGAUAAUAACGGAUGGAUCAUAGUCAGUGAAGACUCCAAUCAAACUGGACAAUUUUUUGGCAAGAUACGACCAGACAUCAUGACGGCGCUGAUAGAGGAUGACGUCUAUAAACCGGUACAUUUAGUGGACUAUCAGGCAGUUUGUUUUAGGGAGAAAAAGACUACAAAUCCAGCAAGCAUGUUACUAACGCCAUUAGAGAAUUUGCGCUUGGUAAUGGCAUGGUUCUUAGCGACGACAGUUUGGUUCUACAACUCUAUUGCAACUGGAUUGGCGCAGGCGUCGAGUUAUUCUUUUGACGAUGAGUUUGUUACAACCACCGUAUCACCUUUAUUGGACGAGGAAGGUGAUGAAGGUGAUGAAGACUCGUACAUGUCCAAACCAACUACAAAGAACGCUGAACGGGACUUCGAAAAAUUAGUACUUAUUAAUAGAACUCGACCUACACCGUGCGACAGAGAGAUGUACCUAUACCAACUGGACUACAAUAAUUUGGACGAUAAACUUAAUAAACCUAUGAUGAAUUGCUCAAGGCCAUUCUAUGCUCAGUUGGUGAAUUAUACAAAUAUGCUAAUGGUAGUGGUGAAUGGAUUGUGUCCCAAAGAGGAAGUAUCCAUAUCAGUGGAUCCGACUGAGGUGCAAUACAAUGAAUCGCUACCGUGUCUGAAGCAUAUGCAUCCUCUGUAUAGAAAGCAACCUACGUCGUGCAUUAGGAACCACACUGAGGAAAGCAAUAUCGACAUGUGCGGACGCGGCAGUCUCCCUCAUAAGAACUUCUAUUGGACACCUUUGAGCAUCGUGCUACUUCUUCGGUAUCUUAACAUAUAAAAUAGCAAUCAGGAUAUCAAUAUUAUGUUAUAAAUUUUAAAUAUGAUUUUCUAGUCAUAAAUACAAGUAGGAUUUUUGAAAAACAAAGAGAGCAAAUUACAUAAUCAAACUCUGGUACAUUUUAUUGUUUAUAUGUUUAUAAAAUAAAAAUAUAUUUCUUUGAAAAAAUAUGUUCAAUUGAAUAGGAACAUUUUAUUUAUAUAUUGUUUACUAUUAUAGGUAUAUAGAUUACAAAUAUAGCAAAUUACAUGUCAUAUCCACAUAUCAUUAUAUCUUAUUUAUUGAAGAAAGAUUCAUUUAUAUUUUAUAGUGUUGUUAAGUAAUCACUAAUAAGUAUGCUUUCAGAGUGCCACACGUACGAGGCAUUGGGUUCAUAUCAAAGUUGGGCUAUAAUUGACAAUUUUAGCAUUAAAUCUAUAAAAGAGAUGAUUCUUGUAUAAUUAUUCACCUAUAGGUAUACAUUAAAAUUGUUGUUAUAAUUCUGGAGUGUAUAAUGAAAAAGUAACAACAGAAAUAAUUUAUUUAGGAUAAUUCUAGCUUUUCUAAACAAAUAGGCUUUGACAGUGAUUACAGAUCUCAAUUACCUGUUAAUUAAGUUGGCAAAACUUUAAUUGUAUUAUUUUAAUUCCAGAUAAUUUAGUAUAUAAAUUUAUACAUAUAUAUGCGCCGUCCUAGCAAUUUUUUAAGCAUUUUGGACUGGAGUGAUACUUUAUAUUCCUGUGUGGCAGGUGUUAUAUUAAAUAAAGAAAGAUGAUAAAUUUAUGUUAUUUAUUUUAAAUUAUAUAGUUGUCAUAUUGGUAAUGAAAUUCUAGUAUUUAGUGAUUUGAAUCUCUGUCAUUUAUGUAAGUAGAUGUGAAUUAUUUAUAUUCAAUUGAAAUGUGAUUAUUCAUUUGGUACAAAUAAAUACAUAUUGAAAUUACCAAGGAA